AUGGAGGCAUCAAGCAAGGCCGGCGACAGAGCGCGCCCACAGGGCAAGGCGGUGCCGACGCCAGCCCAGGCCCGCGAGAGGGAGCCGGUGGUGGCCACGCCGCUUCGGAGGCGCUCAGUGUCGCCAGUCCCCGGCAGCCCACAGACAAGGCAGCUAGGACACGAACAGCCGCCGAAUGUGGAGACCAAGGAGAAGUUGCACAUGUCAGCUGCGCAGAAGUUCGGCCUUCUCGCGGGAGUGGCCAUGCUGGCCUUUGCCUGCCUUCGGCCCUCGAAGCCGGUGUCGAAGCCGGAGGCUGCCAGCACAUCCCGCUUCACCGCAGAGCCUGAGCCAGAGGCUGUGCCAAGCCUUGUGUCGCUGACCAAGCGCGCUCUGGAUUGCCCCAACUCCCGUGCGGACGUGCUCGAUGUCCUCGCAGGAGCGCCGUACGAGUUCAGCACAGAAGAGAAUCAGGAGGGCUUCUUCCGCCUGCCGCAUCUGGCGGCCGCCGCCGCGCGGGGGAAGGAUCUCUGGGGCCUGGCCGGAGGUUCUGGUGGAUUCUGGGAAGCCGGAGUUGCCAGACUCAGACCUGAGACGGCCAUGUCACCGUGCCGGCCGGCACCGGUCCGGCCCGCCUCAAAGUCAGCCGGCUUCAAGCGGAUGAGGUCCUGGCAUGAGGCGGGGCGCUCGGCCAGCGACUUGACCGCUCAGCCCGGCCUCUGCCGCUUCGCUUUCAGCUCAGAUGUGGGGGCGCUCGUGCGCUGCCGCAUCGACCAGCUCCUGCCGAGAUCGCAGGCUGAGGAUUUGAUCGGAGAUGAGCCGCUGGACAUUGAGGUGGACCUGUUGCUUGACGGCAGGGUCGUUUGCACGAGCCAAUCUUCCAAAGCAGUCGGCGCAUCCCCAGAGCAAGGCGCUUUCAGACAGCAGCAGUUCGUCUUUGCCAUCAAGGUGCGGGACCUCCCCGUGGAGAGCCACUUUUCCUUCCGCCUGCGGAGCGCUCAGGACGGCUUGCCGAGCCUGCGGCGCGGGGUCCUCCCGCUCUUCAACGACCGGGGCGUGCUGCGCCAAGGCCGGCGCCUCGUCGCUCUGCUGCCUGAGGAUGGCUCUACGCCCAGCGACGGCUCUGCCCCCUGGGUGGGAGCUGAAAUCGGCGGUGCCCUGGACUCCAACGAGGCAGCAGUGCGCUGGGUCCAAGCCACCGCGGCGCCGGGCGCCCAGGCGGCCGCCCAGGAACUGGCCGAGGCGCUUCGGAUGGAGGAGGCCUUGGAGCUGAGGAGACGAGGCUGGAUACCAUCGAGCCAAGGAGAGGAGGCCUUCGCAGGAGCUGCCCGCACCGUCUUGGAGAACAGUGGCCUGCCCUGGCUUUGCAUCCAGCUGCCCGAGUUCCAACAUCCCGUGGUCUUUGCGGAGCCGCAGUAUGGCCAAGACAUUGAGCUUCCACCGGGUGUUCUGGCUGCGUCCCGUGCGCAGGAAGUGGAUCAAAGAGACUUGGAUGCUCUGCAAGAUGGCACGUGGCUGCUCCGGCCGCUGCGUGCACCGGAUCCCGUCCCGUCGGUACCUGUGCCACUGGCUGCACAAGGACGAAGCUUCAAAUGCUUCAUCGACCAUGGCGCGUUGGACCACCCGGCGCUGCAGAAGAGUCUGCGCCUGGGCCGCUCCUCGCGGGCCAUGGUCAAGGACAAGGAUGUGCGGCCCAGCGCAGAGCAGCUGAAGCGGCUAGCGGAGGUGGUCCGCCGGCCGCGACGCCAUCUCAGUUCCGAGGAGAAGGACUUGCUCUUCCGCUUCCGCUGGAGCCUGACGGACCAACCUGGCGCCCUCACCAAGUUUCUUCAUGCUGUGGAGUGGCGAGACAUGGAGGAGAGAAACCACGCCAUCGAGUUGCUGGGCCACUGGAGCCCGGUGGAUAUCGAUGAUGCACUGGAGCUCCUUAGCAAGGACUUCCAGGGCCUGCUAGAGGUACGGCGCCACGCCGUGCAGCGGCUGGAAACCGCCAGCGAUGCAGACUUGCAGCUGUACUUGUUGCAGUUGGUGCAGGCGCUGCGUUACGAACCUGAGGUGGAUGAGGGCGGGCAGGCUCUGGCCGGGUUCCUGAUCCGGCGAGCUGUGAACUGCACAUCCUUGGCCACCCUGCUGUACUGGUACGUCGUGGCGGAGAUUGACGAGGGCGAGUCCGGUGGGCAUUUCGACAUGGUCCGGCAGCAGCUGCUUGCAGCGCUGGAGAACUCGCCUGGCGGCACGGCGCCCCUGAUGCAGCAGGUGAUGCUGCGAAAGAAGCUCCUUUGGGCUCUGCAGUUUGCGAAGGCGAAGCGAGACCGGAUCGAGAAGAAGAUUGAGCGUUUUCGCCAAGCUCUGGUGUCAACCGACCCGCCGGGGGAGGGAUCUGAGGGCAUGGACCUGGUGCGUGGGUUGAAAGCGGGCAUCCCGUUGCCAGUGGAUCCCUCCCUGUCUCUGGUUGGAGUGCUGCCUGAGGAGUGCUCCCUGCUGAAGUCGGCCAUGAGCCCCGGAGUGCUGGCCUGCCAGGUCCGGCAAUCGCAGGACCCCCAUGGCAAGGUGAGCAUCAAAAAGGUCAUGGUGAAGGAAGGUGACGACCUGCGGCAAGACCAGCUGGUCCUUCAGCUCAUCAUCCUAAUGGAUUCGAUCCUGAAGAGAUACGGCCUGGACCUGCAACUCACGCCGUACCAGGUCAUUGCACUCUCCCGCAACGACGGCAUGGUGGACUUUGUUCCAAACUCCGCCAACCUGUCGAAAGUGCUGAAAGAGCACAACAACGACAUCCAGCAGUUCUUCCGCACCCAUCAUCCAGCCAAGGCUUCCGGAAAGGAGGACCAGCCGGCCUGGGGACCUCAGAACUCCUAUGGCAUCAAGGCGGAGGUGCUCGAGAACUUUGUGCGCAGCUGCGCCGGCUACUGCGUCAUCACUUACAUCCUGGGCAUUGGAGAUCGCCAUCUUGACAACUUGAUGGUCACAAAGGACGGCCGGCUCUUCCACAUCGAUUUCGGCUUCAUCCUGGGCAAGGAUCCCAAGCCCUUCCCUCCACCCAUGCGAAUUUGCAAGGAGAUGGUGGAAGGCAUGGGCGGCAACUCCUCCCCUGGCUACCAGUCCUUCAAAUCCAAAUGUUGUCAGGCCUUCAAGAUUUUGAGGCGCCACUCCAAGCUCAUCAUCAACCUUUUGUACUUGAUGACAGAUUCUGGGAUCAAGGACAUUUGCAGUGAUCCUCAGUUUGCCAUCCUCAAGGUUGAGCAGAAGUUUCAGGCCCUGAUGGAUGACGAGCAGGCCGAGGAGCAUUUCCUCAACCUGAUCGACGAGUCCGUCAGCGCGCUGAUGCCGGUGCUCAUGGAAUUUGGACACAAGAUCUCCAUCGCCAUGCAGCACGCCACUGUACAGCUCUUCAGCUUCACCCUGGACCGCUCCGAGGAGGAAUUGCGCAAGGUGGUGCUGCAGAUGGCCGCCACGGGGGGCGGCUGGCCGGCCGCUGUGCGAGAGCGGCUGAUGAUGGCGCUGCGCGCCCCCUGCGAGGCGACCGCGUGCUCCCCGCCCCUCGCCUUAGAGGUGGACGAGCGCUACACUGCAGCGCGCGCCACCAGCAGCGGCUCGUUGCACCAGGCUUUACUCAGCCUUGGCGCCAUGACUGGCAUCCCCUUGCUCCGAGAACGGGCCGAGCUUUACCGCUCUCAGCCGGCAUCAGUGAUCCUCAGCAGCUCCGGCAUCACACAAUCCAGGGACUGCUUCGCCUUCCGCGGCCCCAACGCUUCUGUGGCCCUGCGCCUGCGCCCGGGCCAAGUUGCCCGCCAGUUGGUCAUCGAACAGCCUCCGCGCUGGGCGGCGCGGCGGGUCAAGACGAUGCCCCGUCGCUUCGCCGUCUUCGGCGCCAAGGAGGACUCCCGGUGGACCAACCCGUACAGCGAGUUCCUGGGUCACUUUGAGUACGUCGCUGCAGGUCCCGCAGUGCAGGCCUUCGAGCUGCCAUCCACGCCGCUAGAGGGCCUCCGAGUAGUCUUCGCAGGACCUGAGUGGGGCGAGAGCUACAUUUGCCUCUACCGCUUGAAGGUCUUUGAGGACACCGCUUGCAGCGGCGGCCGCGUCGCCUCUGCGAUUCCAAGGAUGCCGGAGACAUCGGACUAA
Messenger RNA from Effrenium voratum, 4101 nucleotides. NCBI's taxonomy places the organism in Eukaryota, Dinophyceae, Suessiales, Symbiodiniaceae. The record is from the annotation of a GenBank genome assembly.